Bacillus rossius redtenbacheri is the source of this 699-nucleotide messenger RNA. RefSeq lists its product as uncharacterized. The transcript has 3 exons. NCBI's taxonomy places the organism in Eukaryota, Metazoa, Arthropoda, Insecta, Phasmatodea, Bacillidae. The record is from RefSeq and is a predicted model, not a curated record. The coding region runs from base 1 to 699 and encodes 232 amino acids.
AUGCCCAACUGGGCACCAGUCCAGAAAAUUCUCAGGCACAUCCACCAUGAAAAGUCCAUCCCCGUGAUCGCUGUUCAGAAACUGAGAGAACAUUCAACAUACAAUGUUCAUAAGCGCUCAGACAAUCAUGAAAAGAGCAGGUUGGUGGUAUUCGUGGGUCUGGUUUUAAACAUCUUGGUGGGGAACAGUUACCAAGGAUCUCUGACCAGCGUCCUCACCACACCCCACUACUACCCCGACAUGAACACCAUAGAUGAGCUCAUGCAGUCAGAGCUGGGCAUUACAGCAAUGGCCACGUUCAACGGCAUGGACCUCGACUUGUCCGACACCGACGACGAGUACAUGUUUGAACUAUUGAGAAGAGUAGUGUUUGUUCGGGAUCUGCAGGAGGCCAUGCGCAUGGUCGCCGUGCACAGGAACGCCUGCAGAUUCACCGAGAGCAACGUGGCCAUCCUCGAGGCGAGGCAGCCGGAGUGGAUCAGCGACGGCCAACCUCUGACACACAUCAUCAAAGAUUGUGCAUUCCGUUUACCUGUUAGCUACUUUGCUUCAUCUGCUUCAUCACCUUUUCUUGCUAGGUUCAGCACGCUUGUCCAGAGACUUGUUUCUGGAGGGUUAUACAUUAAGUGGUUUGAUGACUUCACACAGGAAUCACAGAAGGCAUUUUUGAGGGAACUGUCGAAAGCGAAACAAAGAUAA